CCAUAGCCCAAAAAUUCAAAAGGCCAGAGUCCUCACGCCAGUGUGGAAGCUUCUUAACGAGAGAGACAGAGGUGCCACUUGCCAACCCUCCAGCUGUCACCACCGCCACUCCGGUCAACCCCACCACCACCACCGCACCGCCGUUCUAAUGCUGCAGCUGACUUCAAACUCACCUUUCCACCACCCUUAACCUCCAGUCAACGGUCGACUUUCUGUGGGGCAGCCCAACGAGUUGAUGAUGAUGGUGUUGCGGGUUAUGAUUCUGAAAAACGCACCACCACCAUUGUGUUGACGGCAACCCAGCUUCCCCGACACGACAUAGGUAUAGGAAGAGGAAGGAGGAGGGGGAAGAAGAAGGAAGAUUUUUGUAAACUUUGACUAAAAGCAGAGAAUCUCUCCCAAGAAGUUUCCUGCUUUUUUCCUCUCUUUUCCUGCUCAGGCACUGGGAGCCUUCAAUUUUCCGACAAGGGGGUUGUUCAUGCUUUCAUCACUUCUGUGAAACUAAAGCGUGCCAAAUUUGGUGGUAAAAGUCCGACCUUAGGUUGGUAGAGGUCAUUUAUUUGGAGAAACAUGAUCAGUGGACCAGCUACUAAAAUUCGACUGGUUAGAUGUCCCAAAUGCCGGAAGCUUCUUCCAGAGAUGGCAGGAAUUCCUCUAUACCAGUGUGGUGGAUGUGGCGUGUUUCUACGAGCCAAAAAUCAUGGAAACAGCACCAGAACUACCCCUUCAGGCUCACAUGAAACAGGUUCUGUUCAGAGGAAUGAACUGGUGCAUGUUUCUGAAAAUGAAGAAUCUAGUAGCUCGAGUCGAGAGGCGAUUCCCUCUUCCACAGGAGAAUGUUCUUUGAACAAAGAAAAUGGGAGGGAUGAUCUUGGGGAUUGUCGUACAGAGCAGCCUGAAGUGAACUUCUCAAAUGGGGUUUCUUCAACAACAAAGCAGCCUGAAGAUGCAAACUUCUCAGAUAAAGUUCCUUCAUCAAUAAACCUCUCGAAUGAAGUUUCAUCACUAAUGAAGCACUCUGAAGAUGUAAACAUCUCAGAUGAAGGUUCAUCAUCCAAAGUGCAGCCUGAAGAGGUGAACCUCUCAAAUGAAGUUUCAUCACCCAUGGAGCAGCCUGAAGAUGUAAACAUCUCAGAUGAAGGUUCACCAUCCAAAGUGCAGCCUGAAGAUGUGAACUUCUCAAAUGAAGUUUCAUCACCCAUGGAGCAGCAGCCUGAAGAUGUAAACAUCUCAAAUGAAGGUUCAUCACCCAAUGUGCAGCCUGAAGAUGCGAACUUCUCAAAUGAAGUUUCAUCACCCAUGGAGCAGCCUGAAGAUGUAAACAUCUCAAAUGAAGGUUCAUCAUCCAAUGUGCAGCCUGAAGAUAUAAACAUCUCAAAUGAAGGUUCAUCAUCCAAUGUGCGGCCGGAAGAUGUCAACUUCUCGAAUGAAGUUUCUGCGUUGGUGGAGCAACCUGAAGAUGUAAACUUCUCUAAUCAAGUUUCUUCACUGAUGGAGCAGCCAGCAGACGUAUUCUCAAAUGAAGUUUCUUUUCCGAGAGAGCAGCCAGAAGAUGUAAACUUCUCAAAUGAAGCUUUUUCAUCAAUGGAGCAGCCUGAAGAUGUAGACUACUUGGAUGAAGUUUUAUCACCGAAGGAGCAGUCUGAAGAUGUGGACUUCUUGGAUGAAGUUUCAUCACCAACGGAGCAGCCUAAAGAUAUAAACUUCUCGAAUGAAGUUUCUUCAUCAAAGCAGCAGCCUGACAAUUUGAACUUCUUGAAUGAAGUUUCUUUGUCAACAGAGAAGCCUGAAGAUGUGAGCUUCUUGAAUGAAGUUUCUUCGUCAACUGAGCUUAUGUGUCAUGAGAAUGAAGAGCCACAACCCAGAGUUGGAGCAAAUACAGUGUAUGAAGAUGAUGAGGGUGGUUUUUACUCCAGAAGCUUGAGUUCUGACAGCCUCCUGGCUUCAAGAGAAAGGAGUUCAGAAGUUACAGCUCAGAGGUUAACUGGGGAAUGUAUGAAACAGGAUACUCCCAUGUCUCACUCCAAUGAACAACCAGAGCAGUCUGACGAUGAUGUUCUCCAUGGAUAUAUGUAUAGAUCUCCAACAGCCAGAAGUUUCUAUGGAUAUGAUGGUAGUGUCUCUUCUUAUGAUGGAACUGAUGAUCAAGUCCUUGACCGAUCUCUGCACCAACCCAACAGAACUUUCAAGGCUAGAGAAUUGGUUGGUCCUGAAGAAAGAUCCAGAGGUAAAUUUCUGGUGAAUAGCAACCUAGAAAUGCAACGUCAAACGAGGAAUGCCUCAUCAAUUUUAUCGGGUAAGGAGCAUUACCCUAAGAAAUACGGCAAGUGGAAUAGAGAUGACUUUCCGGAAUCCACAAGAUAUGACCAGCCAGUCAGAAACUGGAUGAGAUUGGAAAGAGGGGAAUUUCCAUCUAGAUUGCCCUUCAAUGGAAGGGAUUUCCCUGCUGGCUAUGAAAAUGACAUCCCUUCGAGUCCUGGACAUCCUGACCACCAACACAGUUCGAGCUUUCAUUCGCCUGACAUGCCUGAGCUCCAUGAACAGGAGAGGAUAAAAUUGUUGAAAAUGUUGUGUGAAUUGCGAGAUCAGAUCAACAGAAAGCACAAUGGAAGGGAUCCCACCAGAGUCGGUUGGAAGGGGAAGCAUAUUGCAAAGUCCUAUAAUCAUGAAGCAUCUGAGGAGGAAAUUUUCAAUGAUUUAAACUAUCCUAGGUAUCCUGACCAAUAUAGGACUGGAAGAAACUGGCCCCAACAUCGUAAGUUCUCGCGAAUGGCUUUCUCAGGAGAGGCCCCAAACAGUAGACACCAGGCUGAUUAUUCCUGCUUGCAUUGUUGUCCCCAAGACAGGUGGUACUCAGCACAACUACGUCCACCUGUUCCAUGUUGUGAAAAUGGACUACAUGGGGCCCGCCCUGGUCACAGAUGUUAUCAUCACUGCACCUCUACUCACUCAAGUCCCCUACAGUGUAUGGACUCUGAGAUCCCCAUAUGGACCCAUGGUGCAAAGUCUGAAGACCAGGGUCAUAAAAAUCACGAGGCGAAGUUGUAUUGGAAGGAGAAACAUCACCAGGUGAAGCGACAUAUCCAGCCCAUAGCAGGUGGAGCUCCUUUCCUAACUUGCUAUCAUUGUUCACAUCUGCUGCAGCUACCUGCAGAUUUUCUCCUCUUUAAGAGGAGGUGCCAUGGGCUCAGAUGUGGUGCUUGUUAUGAGCUCCUUAAGUUUUCAGUUGAGAACAGAACUCAUAUAGUUCAAUAUACGCCAAAUGCUGUAGACCCUCGGCCUCCUCCCCCCAGUGAGGUUGAUGAUGUCAGCAGGACUCUCAAUAGUGUAGGUUUGCCAUCAACUGCUCUUGUCAGUGAUUGUUCACCUGCAUACCCGGUGUCAAGUUCUGAUGAUUAUGGACUCUCUUUCUGUAAAAGCUUCUCUACUGAAGGUGAGACUGCUUUCAUCACACCUCCAUUUGGGCCUAUGGGUGAAAGAAAGAAGAAGCUCAACUUGAAAAAGUCUCAAAACAAGUACAAGGAACCAGUGGAAACGUACAAAUCAAUUGGGUCAUCCUCCAAUAUGUCUAAACCUGAGAAAUCAUCCACAGAAAUUGAGGAACUGCCUCCAACAGCAGGUUCCCCACUUUAUCGGCUCAUGGAUUAUUCUUCACCAAGUGCAAUGAUAUAUGGGUCUGGCAUGGAUACAGACUGAUAUUAUCAAGAGAAAAGCCUGAGUUGAAGGACUUGACAUGUUAAAAGGACUCCUUGAUAAGGCCUUUUGGCUUUACAGAAGAAUACGAAAUGCAUAGAUGAUAGACUCUUGGGGGCUUUAAAAAGGAAAACAUACAAUGAUUCAUGGUUUUGGAGUCUGGUGAGAGGAGUUCAAGGAACAAGGUUUGAUCAGAAUGAAAAGAUUUUGGGAAUUUGAGAUUUGGCAAUCAGAAAGUUGAUUUUUUCCCCCCUUACUUGCAAGUGAUUCGAUGCAUCUAAGAUUAUCCACAAAGAAAAAAUAUAUAUAUUUUUUCUUUUUGUUUAUUCUUCAUACUCUGCAUGUACUCUUGGUUGCUGUUUGUAUAGAUAUUAACUCAGAAAGAUUCCUAUUUGAUUUGUUCUGUUGGUAUAGUUGUUCCAAUUUUGGUAUUCAGACCUUCUUUUCAUAUUUUAGUGCAGAGUUGGGAAUUUAUGUGGUCAA
This is a messenger RNA of Vitis riparia (riverbank grape), 4176 nucleotides long. Its product is annotated as protein ENHANCED DISEASE RESISTANCE 4. Lineage: Eukaryota; Viridiplantae; Streptophyta; Magnoliopsida; Vitales; Vitaceae. The coding region runs from base 571 to 3696 and encodes 1041 amino acids. The transcript has 3 exons. The record is from RefSeq and is a predicted model, not a curated record. Gene Ontology annotation, biological process: regulation of defense response to fungus.